Molecule: messenger RNA, 2849 nt
Organism: Cimex lectularius (bed bug)
Lineage: Eukaryota; Metazoa; Arthropoda; Insecta; Hemiptera; Cimicidae
Gene: Sec5
Product: exocyst complex component 2
Exons: 17
Coding region: 115-2673 (852 amino acids)
Biological process (GO): Golgi to plasma membrane transport; exocytosis
Cellular component (GO): exocyst
Source: RefSeq, a predicted model, not a curated record
GACUUUCGAGUUUCGUCGAUUCUCGAAUCUCGCUUAUGUUUUUGUGGGUGUCAGUCGUCAGAUAAGAAAAUAAUUAAGAGAAAAUAUUUUUAUUUUGUCUUUUUACACUAAGCGAUGGCACCUCCUCCGGUCGUGACGGGUGUGUCGCCGAAAGAAGGCCCACCAGGAACCAGGGUCACGAUCAGAGGUGAAUUCCUCGGUUCCAAGCCCAACGAUAUGAUAAGUGUUGAAAUAUGUGGCUGCGAAUGUGUCCUUUCUGCGGAUUGGAAAUCACCAACCAAGAUAAUCGCUAGGUCUGGUCCUGGCAAGGGUAAAGGCAAAAUCAUCGUGACAACACAGUCUGGAGGUGUUGGAACCUGUACUGUCGAAUUUAGAGGCUACCACGAACGGAUCGGACCACUGAAAGAGAGUGCGGUCUGGGUGGAGGAAGCAACUCCGAUAGGUGGUAGCGUCUGGGACAAAGGAGCUCCAGAAGAUCCGCUGGGUCUGAGUGUUGAAACCAAUGAAACGAAAAAAUUGCCAGAGGAUGAUCUAAUUGAGUUAUUUCCCGGCUGCAACGGUGAUUUGUCAUCAGAGCAGUUCUCGCCCGGUUGGUUUCUUUUGCAGUAUCAUCAGUCAACAUCAUUUGAUGACCUUAGAGUGGGACUUGCAUACUUAAAACGCAAAGUUGAUGGCCAUAAAGAAGGGCAGCUCUCAUUUCUCAAAGGCAAUGUUUCUUCAGUGAUGGAACAGCUUGAAGUUCUUGAAGCCCUAAAAAAUGCUUUUCAGAAAGACAUAGAUGAGUUUGGACUUGAUAGGUCUUCCAAAAUAAUCGAUGCAAUCAACAAAAGUCGUGAACAGGGAAAAAUACUCUUCGACGGCGUGCUCAAAGGGAGAGAAAAAGCCGAAAGGACCAGAUCUGCCCUUGGUGUUCUUCAAAGAUUCAGGUUUCUGUUUACCCUACCUGCUGCAAUUGACAGAAGCAUGGAAAGGGGCGAUUACGACGCUAUAAUAAGUGAUUACUCAAGGGCCAACAACUUAUUCGGAAAGACUGAAGUUAAUUUAUUUAAAAGUGUUCUGGCAGAAGUCAAACUGAAAGUUAAUGAAAUAAAAGGAGUCCUCAAAGCAAAGCUUCAUACAAUGCCAUCAACUUUAGAAAAUCAAAAGAAGAUUAUAAGAAAUUUAGUCCAGUUAGAAUAUGAAGGAGAUCCUGGCUGGGAAGCGAUUAAUGUCCAUUUAAAAUACAUUACUGCACAACUGAAUGAAUGCUACCGUUUUCAUAUGGUCAACUUGGAUAAAUUCAAUUCUCCCGAUUCAAAACAGAAAAGCAGCACCAAAAGAGACAAAGUACUUGAAAAACAGUCUAGUGUCACAGAAAGGGUUGAUUGUAUUGAGGACCUUUGUGACAUUGUAUCACUUCUAGUGCCUGAACUGUGGUCUCUUGGUCAGUCUUAUUUUAGUGGUGAUCUUUAUAUAAAACCAGAUCAGAGUAAACAAGCUGAUUUUAAGAGAAACACUAUAGGCUGUAUCGGGGAAAUGGCUAGGCUCAUUCGAAGUACUAUUGGCCAAGGUAAAAAUUCGCUCUUGGGUUGGUUUCCGCAUUGUCUGCGCCACUUGAGGCUUCUGGGAAACCAUUUGAAUCAAAUACCGCAUGACCCUCUCAACAGCCUUAUCCACCAUUUCAGGUUGGAAUGCGUUAAGAGUGUGUUAAUGAACACCGCUGAUCAGAUUAAAGAACUUAGCCAGAAAGAAGAAUGGAAACUAAUUCAUGAUCCUGUAUACGGGCUAAUAACUCAAUUGCCUGGCUUAUUUGAAGGAGUAGUUAGUGGUUCAAUCAACGUUCUCAAAGAAUCAGCACUUAAUAAAGAACCCAAGGAGUCCAAACUAUUUGACAAUUCGCACAUAAUUAAGGAAACAGAAGAACUUUUUCUUAACAUUUUGAGUAAUUAUUUCGAGUGUAUAGACAGCCUUUCUGCAAAUGGCGAGGAGGAACAGUCAAUGGCUGUUUCUCAGCUGGGAGCAACAACAUACAGACAAUCUCAAGCUUCCUUGAGUUGGGAAGAAAGGCUCCUUUCUUGUAUAUGCAAUGUAAAGUAUUCAAGUAUGGUGACUUUGCCUAAAGUCUGUGCUUUGGCUGCAACUGUCGGACUUCCUUCGCUAGACAAUGUAUUAAAGACAGCGUCACACUCACUCAUACAACCUUUAAUGCAACGGCUUGAGUACGCUUAUGUGGAGGCCAAGUGUGAUCCACUUGUUGGUACGAUUGAACCUUCAAUGUACAUUGGCCAUUUCGACUGGGACUCGGCUGACCUACAGGUGACCAGUGUGAGACCUUAUGCAAAUGAAAUCAUCGCCAAUAUAAUAGCAGUUCAUGCACAGCUUGAGAGGUGCUGCAGUUGGCUAAAAGAUUCAGUUCUCUGUCAGAUUGUGGAAAUGGUCUCUGAGGAGGUUUCACGCCUGAUGUUGUGCGCAACUGGUAUGUCUAGGGAAGGAGCUCAACAAGCGAGGCUCGAUAUUGCUGUGCUUCGCCACAAUCUCAGUAAAUGUACAACUGAUAAGGCCGAAAAGUUCUUCAAUGAAGCACUCGAGGCAAUACCAACUUUGACGCCAGAAGAGCAAAAAUUUAUAGAUCAACUACAUGAAUCCUACAAAAAAAGAAUGUAUCUCCAGCUCUGUGCCUUUCCGCAAGGUUAACAAAGAAUGUAUAUUAGAAAUCAAAAUGUAUAUAUUAAUUUUUACUAUUAUGUUAACAAGUAUAAAAUGUUUUCCAUUUGUUACAUGGUUAUCAUUAAUUUAUUGAAUUUUCAUAUUAUUUAUCUCAGCCUUAAAUUGUGAUUGUAAAGAACAAUAAAUUUUUUUAUUAUUUGUAU